This is a messenger RNA of Coccinella septempunctata (seven-spotted ladybird), 672 nucleotides long. RefSeq lists its product as uncharacterized. Bases 1 to 672 code for a protein of 223 amino acids. The record is from RefSeq and is a predicted model, not a curated record. Lineage: Eukaryota; Metazoa; Arthropoda; Insecta; Coleoptera; Coccinellidae. The transcript has 2 exons.
AUGGGUUUCGAGGACAUGCCGACGGAGACGGCGGUAGCUCCCGCCGCCAGGGAUUCCGAUUCAUCCGAUAGCGAAAUGGUAUCGAUUUUGCGAUUACUCAGAAAAGAGAAAGUUGACAAACUAACCAUUGAAAAUCAACAAAUGAAAUCAGAUUUUGAAACUUUGAAUUCUAGGCUGAAUGACCUAGAACAGGCGUCAAGAAUGAACAACCUGGAAAUUCAGGGAGUACAAGAGAGAGAAAAUGAGAAUCUCUUCCAAAUUAUGAAUAAAGUGUGUUCAACCCUUAAUAUACCCGUAGUAGAGGGAGACUUCGAAAGGAUCCAUCGUGUUCGAAGCAACUCGAAAUAUUCCCCUAAGGAUAAACCCAAAAACAUUAUUGUUACUUGUUCUUCUCGCCGAUUGAAAGAUAGCAUACUGCUGGCCAACAAACGACUACGAACUCAAACAAAUUCUAAAAGUUCAGCGUUGUCUGUGGAGGGACUGUCGAAUGACAUAUAUAUAAAUGAACAUCUAACCCUCGCCAAUAAAAUUCUCCAUAAGGAAACUAGAGAAGUCGCUAGAAAGAGGGGCAUCAAAUUUGUAUGGGUGAGGGAUGGUCGAGUUUUUGCUAGGAAAACAGAGGCGUCGCCGAUCUUGCAUAUCAGGGGGACUUGUAUGUUGCAGAAGCUGUAG